Molecule: messenger RNA, 8550 nt
Organism: Pogoniulus pusillus (Red-fronted tinkerbird)
Lineage: Eukaryota; Metazoa; Chordata; Aves; Piciformes; Lybiidae
Gene: LRCH2
Product: leucine rich repeats and calponin homology domain containing 2
Exons: 22
Coding region: 370-2283 (637 amino acids)
Molecular function (GO): protein binding
Source: RefSeq, a predicted model, not a curated record
UGCAGCAGUAGCAACAGCAACGCCACCGUCAGCGGAGCGGGGGGAUUGGGGAUCCCUGCUCACCUCACCCUCUCCUUCUCGGCCGGGCCGCACUGGGGCGCGGCGACUCUGCCGCAGCCACACACGGUGCGCAGCCUGGACCGGGCCCUGGAGGAGGCGGGCAGCUCGGGCAUCCUCUGCCUCAGCGGGAGGAAGCUACGCGACUUUCCCGGCAGCGGCUACGACCUCAGCGACACCACUCAAGCAGAUCUUUCCAAGAACAGAUUCACUGAAAUUCCUCCUGAUGUCUGGCUGUUUGCUCCACUAGAGACUCUAAAUUUGUACCACAACUGCAUCAAAUCCAUUCCAGAAUCCAUCAAAAACCUGCAGAUGCUCACAUACCUUAAUAUUAGUCGAAAUCUCUUAUCAACGCUGCCAAAAUACCUGUUUGAUCUUCCACUGAAAGUUCUGGUUGUCAGUAAUAACAAGCUGGUCUCCAUUCCAGAGGAGAUUGGGAAGCUGAGAGAUCUGAUGGAGUUGGAUAUCAGCUGCAAUGAGCUUCAGGUUCUUCCCCAGCAGAUAGGAAAAUUACAGUCACUUAGAGAAUUAAACAUAAGAAGAAACAAUCUCCAUAUGUUGCCAGAUGAACUGGGAGACCUCCCCCUGGUAAAGCUGGAUUUUUCUUGUAAUAAAAUUUCAGAAAUCCCCAUUUGUUACAGAAAAUUACGGCACUUACAAGUGAUAGUUUUGGAUAACAACCCAAUGCAGAUCCCACCAGCACAGAUAUGUUUAAAGGGUAAAGUACAUAUAUUUAAAUUCCUCAGCAUCCAGGCAUGCCUCAGGAUAGAUAAAAAGCCAGAUUCCUUGGAUCUUCCCUCGUUAGGGAAACGAAUCCCCUCCCAGCCACUCACAGACAGCAUGGAGGACUUCUAUCCCAAUAAAAAUCAUGGACCAGAUUCUGGCAUUGGCAGUGAUAAUGGUGAUAAAAGGUUGUCCACAACAGAACCAUCUGAUGAUGAUACCAUCAGCCUUCACUCCCAGGUGUCAGAAUCCACGAGAGAACAGACCUUAAGGAAUGACAAUCAUGUCAUGGGAAGCAAACUGGAUCCACAGAAAGACCAGGAGCUUUAUGAUUACAUUGAUCCAAGCGCAGAGGAGGGAGCUGUCCCUGAGCAGAGAGAUGUGCAGAUUGGACCCUUGCUGUCUUACAUCAAGGAACGAGGGAAACAUCCUGAGAAAUCCCAGAAAAUAGAGCAGAACGAGGACUGGGCAGAUGAGAAAAGACUUCAGAAGGAGCAGCUGCUGGCAGAAGAUGAUGAUGAACUGAAAGAAGUGACUGACUUGAGAAAAAUAGCAGCUCAGUUGCUGCAGCAAGAACAAAAACACAGACGGAGGCCAUUAAGCUAUAGGACUUCAUUCAGUGAAAAACUCUUCCAGAGGACCAGGGCAGCAGGACGUGCAUCAAGGCUUCUGAAUCAUUCAGUUUCAGUAAAUGCAAGGAACAGGCCAAAGCAGCAAAUGGAGUCUGAAAAAUGUGUCUCAACAGAUGAAGUGAAUUCCUCUGUGUCCCCAUACAGCUGGCAGCCCUUAGACAACCAGAAGGAUCCAGCGGAUGAGCAGCGCUGGCCAGAAAUACAGCCAGUGAUAUGGCAGAAUGAAGAGAGGAGGAGAAGUAAACAGAUCAGAAAAGAGUAUUUCAAGUACAAGUCUUCCAGGAAGAGUUCGAGUGGCAAUGAAAAUGAUGAGCAAGACAGUGAUAAUACUAAUGUGUCCCCACAGUCUCCUGUGUCGUCUGAGGAUUAUGAAAGGACAGAGAGUAACAUUCAUGGUCCAUUUGGUCUCAAGCCAAGGUCAGCUUUCAGCCGUGCAUCCCGCCAGGACUACGGAGCAGUGGAUCCUGGAUUCACCAUGAGGAGGAAGAUGGAGCAUUUGAGGGAGGAGAGGGAGCAGAUAAGGCAGCUGCGCAACAACCUGGAGUCGAGGCUGAAGGUAAUCCUGCCAGAUGACAUAGGAGCAGCCUUGAUGGACGGGGUCGUCCUUUGCCAUUUAGCCAACCACAUCAGACCUCGUUCCGUCGCCAGCAUCCACGUUCCAUCGCCAGCAGUGCCUAAACUCAGCAUGGCCAAGUGCCGAAGAAAUGUUGAAAACUUCCUUGAUGCUUGUAAAAAAUUGGGCGUUCCACAGGAGAGACUUUGCUUGCCUCAUCACAUUCUGGAAGAAAGGGGUCUGGUGAAGGUUGGCCUCACAGUUCAAGCUCUGCUUGAGCUGCCUGCAUUGAAAGUAUCUCAGCUUUCCUCCAUGUGACUUCUGGGAAGCUGAACAACUUAACCAUUCCAUGACUUCAGCUGGAUUGCUCUGGGGCACUUCAGCUUCCAACAUGGGAGCAUCCAAGCCAUCAAAGACCAUUGUCUGUCCAGAACCUUGCUUUGGAGCUAUAGGUGAACAGCUUGGAGCCAGCUGCCAGUUACAAGAACGUCAUAACUCUCCUUUUCUUCCGUGAUGGGAUGCAGAAGGAGAGUCAGGUAGCCUCCAGUUCUCUUUCCAGUCCAUUUGGGUUCAAAGCUGGACAUCUCACAGUGUUACAGUUACAUGCUGGAUUUCUUUUCCUAUUACUUUAGAAGUACCAAGCACACCCACCCCCACACCCCCCUCCCCUUCCCCUUUCAAGCCAGUCAUUUUAUUUCAGAGGAAGACAAAACAAUGCUGGUGGUGGCACAACAGCACAGCUGUGACCAACUGAACACUUCCAGCACACUUCCACUCUCUCAAGAAAGAGAAUUUGUGUCCUUUAGGGUAUUUUCUUUUGCACUCCUGUUUGUAAUUUCCACAUUUCUAACAUUGCCAGUAUUUAGUCUCUGAGUGUUUGGUGACUCUACAAAGCAGCUUGCAACGAGGGGAAAGGACACAUUUUUAAUGAGUUUCUUCUUUCUAGGUUGGUGCCAAAUAUUUGCUUUCCUUUUUUGUUUUGUUUUUCAGUUGUACUGUAGAUUGUUUACAUGUGAAGUGCCUGUGGAAUUGAUAACUCUUUCAUAGUCUUAAAACAUUUUGGACAUUUCUUGGGUUUAAAAAAAACCAACAAAAAAACAAACCAUAGAUAAAAAUGGGGAAUUUUUUACAUAUUUUAAUAGGUUGGGGUUGGGUUUUUUGUUUUUUGGGGGGGAACUCUGAAGGCUUCAGUAAUACUUCACAUUUUUGGAUGUUGGGUGGUUGGUUGGUUUAAGUUUGCACAGUUUGACUUGCUGAUUUUAUUGUCUGAAGAAUUAGAAGAUAGUUGUAAAUACUCUUUUAUUUAUGAUAUUUAAUUGGAGAGUACCUAAUCACUUUUUGGGUGGGUUUGGUUUGGGGUUUUUUUUUGGAGGGGUUUAAUGUGUUGUUGGAUUUUAAAAAACAAAGCAAAACACCACGAGAGAAAAAAACACACAGGGGAAAAAAAAGGAAAAGUUGUCUGCUUUUCUUUGUCUGGGAGAAGGAGAUCCACAGGGUGAGGAAGGCCUGAGGACUGGGGGUGCAUAGAGGAGUGCAGUAGAGAUGCGUCCCAGAGGAGGACUAGAGAUGCAUCCCAGAGGAGGACUAGAGAUGCAUCCCAGAGGAGGACUAGAGAUGCAUCCCAGAGGAGGACUAGAGAUGCAUCCAAAGGGGGAUGCUCCCUCAGCCUCUCGUCAUAGGGUUUGUGCUCCAGGCCCCUCCCCAGCCUUGCUGCCCUUCUCUCAACACCUUCCAGAUCUGCAGCAUUCAAUGCAGUAAGGACAUGGUGCUGAUGGAGCUGGUCUAGAGGAGCCCACGAAAAUGAUGGAGCUCCUCUGCUAUGAGGACAGGCUGAGGGAGUUGGGGGUGUUCAGCCUGGAGAAGAGGAGGCUCCUGGGACACCUAAUAGUGAACUUCCAGUACCUGAAGGGGACUACAGGAAGGAUGGAGAGGGUCUGGUUAUAAAGGCUUGCAGGGACAGGAUGAGUGCAAUGGCUUCAUACUAGAGAAAAGUAGAUUUAGGUUGGGUGUUAGGAACAAAUUCUGCACCAUGAGGGUGCUGGAACACUACAGCAGGUUGCCCAGGGAGGUGGUUGGGGCGCCAUCCCUGGAGAUACUCAAGGUGAGGCUCAACAGGGCUCUGGGCAACCAGAUCUGGUGGAGGAUGUCCCUGCUGAGUGCAGAGGGAGUUGGACUGGAUGAGCUUUGGAGGUCCCUUCCAACCCAUCCCAUUCUGUGACUGUAUGAAACAAGCUGCUCCACAUCUCAGAGUUCAACACCACUGCUGCUUGUGCAGAGUUUGGUUACAGCACAGCUCCUGGAGAGGCUGCAUCAAAAUUCAUUUGCACAGUCCUAGAUACCAACCCCAGGUUAUGUAAACAGUUGUUUCAUCCUUUGGUGUAAGGAAACUGGAUUGCUCUGACCUUCAAAAUGCUGCAUUUUGUGACUCUCUAAUGGAUUUUAAAGCAUUCACAGAAGACUUUGGGGGUCUGUUUUUUUAACAGCUUCCAUCUCUACUUCUCCUUAAGAGCAAUAUCGGAGAAGUCAGGCUGAGAGGAGAAAGAAUAAUCUCACUCAUUUGGCACAGUGCUGCUUGUCUGCUACAUUUGGAGAGCAUAACCACUCCAAAAGAAGUAGUCACUCUCUUCAUUCCUUGCCCAGGGUCUUGAGAACAGCCAAUUUCUCUUUCAUUGGGUCAGCCACUGGAAUUGUCAACUGCCAUUUUCACUUAUCAGCCUUAAAGUGACCCACACCACUCUGUUGUUGUCAUUUAGAGGUUUUCUGAUCUUAAAGAUAACUUUUUUACCCUACUAGAACUAAAUUUGUCCAGCUGUACCAGGCUGUAAACAGGAAACAUUCCCUUGAUGGAGCAUGGCAGAUGCUUACCAGGUUGGGGGUUUAAGAUUAGCUGAUCUCUAAGGAACUUGAGGUUCAUUUCAGAUCCACUUUUCAUUCCCAACUGUUGCUCUGCCAAUGGUAAAAUAACUUCCUUUUUGUUGUUGUUGUUAUUUAAUUCUCUGGCAUUCUUCCCCACAAACUUGUUAGGAACAGUCUAUUCCUUGGAAAUUACCAUUGCCUUCUUCAUCCUUAUGGGGAAGGAUAAUUAUGGCUCUCCUAGGGCUUCAUUUUUAGCAUUGCAAAGAUCCAAGCACCCUUAGCAGCAGUCUGAGGAGAGGUCUGCUCUGCUUUGUCUUUCUUCAGCUGAAGACUUGCUGAAAGUGCUGCUCCCAUCUUUGUUUUUAUCUGUCUUUUUUUAGGAGCAAUUGCAAAAUCAAAUGCUGAAAGAACUUUGUAAUGUGAAGUUAGGAUUUGAAAGCAGCCUAUGGAAGCUGCUGCUGUCUUCUCUAGAAAAGAAUUUGCCCACUCUCCCUUCUCCCUGGCCAUUGGGUUCCCAGCAUCUUACUGUCAUUUGUUUGCAGAUCUAGUGGCUGCAUGGAGGCAGAGAACAGCUUGACUUGGAAGGGACCUUAAAGGCUCCAACUCCCUGCCAUGGGCAGAGACACCUCCCAUUAGAGUCCAGGCCACUCAAAGCCUCAUCCAGCUUGGCCUUCAACACCUCCAGGGAUGAGGCACCCACAACCUCUCUGGGCAACCUGUGCCAGUGUCUCCCCACCCCACUCUAAAGAAUUUCUUCCUCAUCCCCACUCUCACUCUCCCCUCUCCCAGCUCAAAGCCAUUGUCCCUCAGUCUGGCACUCCCCAAUCCCUCUCAAAACUCCCUCCUCAACUCUCCUGAAGUCCCCUUCUGGUACUAGAAGGCUGCUCUAAGGCUCCCUGGAGCCUUCUCCAGGCUGAACAGCCCCAACUCUCCCAGCCUGUCUCAGCAGUGUGGAUGCUCUCUCCAACAGUUCUGGGUCCUUGUGCAGGGGCUCCAGAUCUGGACACAGGAGCCCAGAUGGAAUCUAACCAUAGCAAAGAGGAGAGACAGAAUCGCCUCUCUUGACUUCACAUGGUUCAUUAUUUCAUCCCCCUUUGUUCUCCUUUAUCUUCUGGUGAACUGCUGUGAUUCCAGAGUCCCUGCUUCCAACACUGAGUCUAUUUCUGAGAUACUCUUUCCCUGUUCUCUUUUGGCUGCAGUGUCAUCACUUAACUCUUGGUACAGCUGGCAGGAUGGUUCAGAGCAGAGACCUACCCAACUCCUAUUGUGGCUACUCUGUUUUCACUGGGAAGGUGACAAAGAGUCACCAUUAAGAGCUUUAGGAAACUGGAUUCAGUUCUCCUAAUUUCAGAGGAUGCUUUUGUUAGUGCUCUCCAAAGUCGCUGCAAUAACUUGGCUUGAAGGGAAACAUCAGAGUGAGUCAGCAGAGAGCUUCUGACCUUGAGCACUUUGUGUCUCACUUCGGGUCAUUGGCUGCAAUGUGGCAAACAGAAAUGGCCUUUCAUGUUAGCAAUAAUGGCCCAGAUAUUGUGUGGUCUUCUAGCAGAGGCAUUAAAAGUACUUGCUGUGAAGUGUGGUGAGUACCCACACAGUAUCUCACUGAACGCUUCACAGCACACCCAGCGUGCUGGCUGGGGCACUGCUGGGUGGGCACCAGCUAGCCCCACGGAGCUGGAGGCCUUCCAAAGUGAACCAAGGAGGCUGUAAUAAAACCUGGAGGAAUAGAUUGGAAGCAAUAAACAACAAGGACAGGGUUCAUAAAGGAAUUCACAGACACCUCCACUCUCAGCUCCACCGCAGCCAAUGGCAGUUUUGCUCUUGGCUUCGGCGAAGGUUUCAGCUGUUUGAUUUGUGGAACACCUGAGCUGGAGACACUGGCAGGCAUGCAGCAGAGCUUUUGCCUUCUCCUCAGAAGGGAGACAACGUGUGGAAACUUCUUGGCAAGGCCUUGUAGUGACAGGAUGAAAGGCAGUGGCCUUCAGCUGGGAGAGGAGAGGUUGAGGCUGGAGAUGAGGAAGAAAUCCUUGAGAGUAAGGGUGGGGAGACACUGGCACAGGUUGCCCAGGGAGGUUGUGGCUGCUCCCUUCCUGGAGGUGGUCAAGGCCAGGUUGGAUGAGGCCUUGAGUGACCUGUUCUAGUGGGAGGUGUCCCUGCCUAUGGCAGGGGCUUGGAAUUGGAUGAGCUUUGAGGUCUCUUCCAACCUAAACUAUUCUGUGAUUCUAUGGUUCUAUAUUAAAGGAGGAGAACAACUGCACCUGGGUGGGAAUGUCACUGAUGUGGGGAGAAUUCCCAUUUUGGCAGGUUUAUGGUUGGACUGGAUGAUCUGAAAGGCUUUUUCCUGCCUAAGUGAUUCUGUGGCUUCAGUGAGACCAGAAUUUCCCUUGAGUUUGUAACUGAAACAUGGGAUAUUAUGGGCUGGAAGGGACCUCCAAAGGUCAUCUAGUCAGCACCUCUGCCAGAGCAGGGCUGCAACCUCAUGUCAGUCAUUUCAAAUGAACUCUUGGCACAGAUGAGGAUUCCCUCCCUUCCUUCCUUCAGAAUCCUGUGGAAUAAGGCAGACAGCAGUUGUUAACAGUCAUUGCACAGAGGCAGGCUGUGGAUCAGAGAAUACUUGGGAAUAAGGAGAAGGAUUUGCUUGUGUGGUUGCUUACUCUGGAAAGCUGAGCGAGGCAGUGAAGCGUUCCAGCGCUGCUGCGUCAGGUUUGGAUUCGGUUGUGCAGCACCCGGCGUGGGAGCUGCUGCUCCUUAAAUCUGGAUUCUCUUCACGGGGCUCCUGCAGGGCUGUGCUCUCUGCCCGCGGGGCUGUGCUCUCUGCCCGCAGGUGGUUGCUGAACGGAGGUGUUGCCCUGGGCCUUGCUGCAGCUGGGGCAAUCCCUUGGCUGUUGCACCGGCAGGUGCUGAAGGCUUUGGCUCCUCUGACCUCGAUGCUCUCCGAGGUCUUCUUCACCCAGAACAACUCCGAGGGGCACACAGAGGCAUUGCAGAGGCCUUUAGUGAGUGAUGCUGGGACUGAGCAGAGGCUCACAGGAUGUUAGGGGUUGGAAGGGACCUCUGGAGCUCUUCCAGUUCAGCUCCAAGCAUGAUGCGAAUGCUCUUUAGGAUCCCGUGGUGUGCAGGGCGAGGGGAGUGUGGCUGCUUUCCAGUUACCCUCUGGUGACUUGGGUUUGUACCUCCUGCUUCUAAACAUGAGAAUCAGCAAUGGAACCAAGCAAGGUGUCAACACGUGGAGGCCUUGAGAGGAGCCCUGCUGAGGCAGGGUUGGAGAGUGACCAUUGGAGGAAGAGAUGCUGACAUUUCUGUACAUACUUACACCACCUUUGAUAGUGCAUUUGGAGUCAUAUCUUUGCCUUUCAUGUUCUUGUAAAGUGCAUCUUCCACCCCUUUGAUGAUUGUCUACCUGUACAAUACUGGAUUGAAGUCUUUAUUUCAGGUCUUCCAUUGUUGCUGGAGCUUCCAACUUCAUAUUUCUUUGGAAAAAAAAUGCUCUUACUGUGAUGCUUUUUUUCCUUAUUUUUCCUUCUUUGCUUCCCCCCCUCCCUGUAAAUAGUUUGGGUGAUUUUUUUUUUUGCAUGGAUAACCCCCCACCUUUCCAAGCCCAGUGUACAUACUCUGUGUAUAAAAGACAAACUGUUUCAUAACUUUCAUAUAGGCAAGAUGCUCAAUUUGCUUUCACUUCAGUUUUUAUAUAUUUGUAGUAAAUACAAGAGUAAAGGAUGACAGUUUGUGGUA